This is a messenger RNA of Oncorhynchus mykiss (rainbow trout), 4877 nucleotides long. The record is from RefSeq and is a predicted model, not a curated record. NCBI's taxonomy places the organism in Eukaryota, Metazoa, Chordata, Actinopteri, Salmoniformes, Salmonidae.
GCGUAAAAUAGCCUCCUAAGCCUCCCAAGAUUUGACCUAGUCAGCAUAAAGAAUCUAGCUACUCAACUAAGGAAUGUCAUAAAUUCUUUGAUGUGUAUUUUAGUAGAAGCUAUGUGGUCUGGAAGUAGGUGUCAUUGGUUGCUUUUUUGGCAGUGUACAGUCUAUAUUUCAAUAUUCAAGUAUUCUGAGAAGCCUACUGAUCACUUGAUUGGUUAGCUUGUUUGCUCAAACGAUUCUUACAGAUCUGCCCAGGAAGUGGUAAACAGGGCGAGAGUGUAGAACGAAAAACCUCGUAACAAACGGCAGGGAAGUUGUGAAAUUGUGUCUUUCAAGAGUUGUAUGUGUCAACGACGUCUAUGAUCUUCAGUUUCUGUUGAAAUAGUCCAUGGGAAAUACAUAUGAUCGAUAAGAUACGUUUCACCGACCAAGAUGGGUAGAAAUGGCGGGGUUUGUUUUAUUUUUUAGCCUUCCUGCUAGGCAGACAAGUUUUUAAGCGAACGGGUCAGCAGGUAGAAAACUGAAGCAAUAAUUAUUCAACCCCGAUCACAUUGGUACAAAGUAAAGUUGUUGGACGAGUAGGCUAUUGCAACUAUUUUUUAUUUAAGUGUUUACUUGUUUUUCUCUCAACUGCCUCCUGGGUCCUACGAACAUGACGCCCGACCUCCUUAACUUCAAGAAGGGAUGGAUGUCAAAACUGGAUGAGAAUGGAGAGUGGAAGAAGCACUGGUUUGUGUUGACCGAUGCUGGUCUGAGGUACUACAGAGACUCUGGGGCGGAGGAGAAGGAUGAUCUGGACGGGGAGGUUGACCUGAAGUCUUGUGUAAAAGUGUCUGAGUUUGAUGUAGAGAAGAACUAUGGAUUUCAAAUACAGACGAGGGAGGCAGUUGUCACACUGUCAGCUAUGACUGCAGGGAUCAGGAGGAACUGGAUUGAGGUUCUGAGGAAGAGUGUUCGGCCCAGCAGCUCUCCAGACCUUACACAACUGCCUGACAGCAGUAGUGACAAGGAGAACUCUCGCUCCCUGGCCUCCACUCAUCGACCACCUUCUCGCCACGGUGAUGCUGGAUCAGAAAUCACCACCUCUGUACGCCGAUUUGACUGUGUUGAACUGUCACCAGUGCCCAUCCCCUCCAGCCCUCUGCCAGCCACUCAGAGAGAGGCAGGGGAGGGGCAGGGCAGGGAGCACGCCCAAUGGCAGGAGGAGAGGAGCAGAGAUGUGACCAGUAGCACAUGGGAGCAGGUGCUGUCGAGGAAAGGGCCGGGUGUAGGCUCAGACCCCAGGAUAAGAGCAGAGGAGGAAAUUGAGAAAAAGUGGGCAGAGUUUGAGCGGCUGCCACUAAAGGAGAUGAGGUCACUACUGCCAAUGGGCUCACGGUCCAGCCAUCCAGCCAAUGAGGCGCUGCAGAGGGAGGUAGUGGCGUCUCUGAGGCAGCAGCUGGAGCGUUUGCAGGGAGGAGGGUGUGGUGGGGGGAGGGUGGGGGGAGGUAGCUGUGGUCGGGAGGCUACGUGCGGCCGCAGCCUUCAGGCCAUGGAGCGGGCCCACAAACAGGUCCUGGAGGAGCUGCAGAAGCAGCAUGCCCGCGAGACCCGAGAGCUGGAGAGGGACCGGGACCGGGUACUGAGGGAGGAGACCCAGGACACAGCAAAAGUUAUGGAGACACUGAAGAAGGCCCACAAGGAGGAGCUGGAGAGAGAGGUGGAGAAGGCAAAGAGGCUUGGUGGAGGGAGUGCCAACACACAGACCCUACGCACACAGCAGCAGUUAGAGACCCAGGCCCUGCAGAGGGAGCUGUCUGGCCUGUCUGAGAGGUACUCCCAGAAGUGUCUGGAGCUGAACAGGGCUGAGCAGAGUAACGGGGAGAGGGAGAAAGACAUUACUUGCAAGGAGAGCGAGCUGGAGCAGCUGAGGAAAGAGAACCAGGACCUACAGGCCCGUUUGACAGAGGAGAUCAGCCGCAUGCGCUCCAUUGUCACGGGCCAGGGGUCGGAGGGUGUUUCCCAUAACAACCAGGACAGGCCGUCCUGUGAGCUGGAGGUUCUUCUCAGGGUGAAGGAGAAUGAGGUGCAGUACUUGCACAAGGAGAUCAGCUGUCUGAGGAACGAACUUCAGUUCCUGAACACGGAGAAGCAGUCGGCCUGUGAGCGGUAUAAAGAGGUGCACGGGGAGCUGAGUGGUAUGAAGCGCAGGAGCGAGCGGGAGAUCCAGAGCCUUAGGGAGCACCUGAGAUUGGCCAUGGUUGCCCUGCAGGAGGGCCAGAAACUAGGCAACAGCCUGGAACACUGAGACACCGCCUCAAGGGCUGCUCAGAGACACAGAGGUAUAGCCGUAGCUCAUUAUUAAGAGAUACAUACUCAUGCUCACACAACUUUGAAAUAGUUGAUUACAUUGAUCUUCUAUGAUGAAACUGUAAUUGCCUAAUUUUGGGGGGUUUUCUAGUUGUGUGGGCACAAUGGUGACUGAAAUAGGAGAGGAGCAGAAGUCUUCGCACCAGAAGAUGCCGGCUCGGGGGAUCACGAUAGUGCCUUAGCUUUCAAUCAUUCAGCCGAUGAGCGGCAUAGACUAGUAUCAGCUGAUCGGUCAUAUUACACUGGGUUGAACAAAUUUUUAUCUGCACUUUUUAAACUUUUUUCUGUUGUUGAUGUGCGAGAGUGAGUGCAUGAAAAUAUUGGUCUGAGAAACUGGAUUAUUUGUGGAAAGACUGUUGCUGUGAUGUAUUUGUGACCUGAAACAGCACUGGAUUACCUUUCUCUGCAUACCUACCUACAUGUAGACCUACUAUUUACAUGUUGACAGUAGCCAACAUAUAAACAGUUGGUCUACAUGUUGGCUACUGUCAAAAGCUGAAUAAGGAAGCAGGAUAUAAUUCUCGCCAAAAACAAAACUAUUUUCAUUUGAGCGUGGAUUUGUACAGACUGAGUCAUUCCAUGCCAUUUCAGCAAGCCAUGACACCCACCAUCUCAAGAUUGUUCCAAAAUAGUUUCUGUAAUUGGCAACGGGAAAGAUUGACAUUCCUGAAACAUUAUUUUGUUGAAACUUAAUUUGAUCUCUGAGAAAGGUAAGUGAUUGCACCCAAAUUGGAUUUUUUAUUUAUUUAUAGGAUUCAAAUUUGGACCAAACUUCUUCCUACUAAUGAGUAAGACAUGACGAAUCUAAUAACAUUGUCAAAAGCCACCCGCAGACUCACCACACAACACAUCACAUGCCAAUCCAACCUCAACAACCAGUAGACAGUAUCAGUUCUUUAUGUUUUAACAAGUAGUAUGAAGUUGCUGCUUGGAGUACUGCUUCUCCAUACUAUGUAAUGUAUUCCCUAUGAAUCUGGUGCUGAUUUUUUUUUUUUUAUCCCCUUCAGAGAAAUGAGUAAUUGAAGUUACUUGCAUUAUUUACCAUAAAGUAGUGUGAAAGUACUAGGUUUUGACCACUAGAUGCCGUGGUCCUGCUAUACUGCCGCACUCAUCAAUUUUUCUGGUCUCUUGUGUUUAUUGAAUAGAUCACAACAUUUCCUUUGCAACUUUGUAAACACAACCAAUAGAUUUGGCUCAUUAUGAAAACACAUUAUGUGGUCAUCCUCGAUUUCAAGCCAGUCCUCUAUGAAAGCAAUUGAGUUUGUCAUUUUAUGCUUAAUGUGUCCAGGAAACUGCCCCCUUGUGAGGUUUAUUCCCUUCAAAAAAGGUCUGGAUUAGUUCCUGUUAGACCAUAACUGGUGAACAAGAAAAACAUUUAAGCUAUAGCAGUUCUAAUGGUUUCAAUAUUAUGGUCUUCAAUGGUUUAAGUCUCAAACAUACAGUGUAUAGUGUUUUGUAAUGGUAUUGGAUUGGAUUUAAUGCUAGAUUUCACUAAUCACAAUGCUGUUUCCUAAUAAUUUUAUUGAAAAACAUGACUGCAAUGUAUUUUAUUAGGGUUGUCACAUUUUAGUCCCUAGCCCAUUUCUCCAAAGUUUUGGACUUGUAGAAGAAGUAUUCAUAUGAGAAUUGCACCAUAGGGAUAGCUCUCUCAGAAAGCUGCCACUUAUUGGAAUAUUCAAGGAACUUGUUGAACAUAACUGAAACUAUACUAGAUGUUGGAGUGGUAUUGGCAUUUUUUGGGGCCUUACUCAUUGGUAGGAAGAAGUUUAGUCCAAUUUGGGCACAAUCAAUUAGCUUAAUUUAUGAGAUCAAAUUAUAUAUUAACAAAAUAAUGUUUCAGGAAUGCUAAUCGUAUCUCUUACAAAUAUCUACAUAAACAAUUUUAGGACCGUUUGAGACGGUGUGUUUCAAGCCUUUUUCUUGUGCUUUUUGAGGUGGAACAACCUUAAUGUUGUAUAUCAACAAUGGUUUCUCGGUGAUUGUCAUUGUACGCAUUUUACUUCGCAAACCAAUUUGUAUCUUUAUUCAGUGUAAUAUAUCAUCUUACAAUGUGGGUCGCCAUUGUGAAGUUAAACUUUAUAACAAUUUACCAUUGGGAUUGAUACAGAGAAAGUGGUUUGGUACUGUAAAUUCCUGGGAAGCCAACUUGGAAAUCACUCAUUCCUCUGUGUAGAUACAAGUCAUUUGAAUGUGUGCUUUCUGUUUCAUAUAGUGCCUUCUGUGACUGGAGAAUUGCAUGUAGAAGUUCGAUGAAAUGUCGUCUUGCAAGGAUUUUUGAUGAGGCUAAGAAGAUGCAUGUUGCGAUCCUUUCCCAACCUCCGAACAUUGUGUAGGCAUGAUUGUUUGUGCCACAAAAUGUCUAGUGUUGCGUCAAUGAGCCAUUGUUUUUUUUUUUUUUGUAUCAUGUAUUUUGUGAGGAGAUGAUAAAGUAGACAACUGUCUUUUGACAAGUGUUUUUAAUAUUUAAUGUAGGGCAUGUGAUAUCUUUGUAAAGUACCCUCGUUUUACAAGCAAUAAAAUGCAUGUUUAUA